UGACUCAGACUCAUCUGAGUCUCGCAAAUCUACUGAACUGAAUCACCGACGCGAUAAUACAAAAGAAGUUACAUGUCUAAUUCAUUGCUGACUGAGUGGGAGAUUUUCAAUAAGGAGGUGCUUUUUCUUCUUCUUCUUCUUCUUUUAUUUCUUAUGGAUUCUGUGUUUGUUCGCUCUGAAUCAUAUAUAACCCUGGGGUUAGUUUUGCUCUGCCUUUGCAACUAGUCACUACUUGUGGUUUUGGUCAAGAGGUUUCGCAGAAGGAGUUGCUAUGAUGUUCUAUUUCUGUAUGAUAAUUUAUCUGGUUUUCUGGUAUUAAACCAUUUAGUUCCUGUUUCGGUUCCCUUUUCUAAAAGCGUCUACUUUGCAUGCUUUCACGUUUUUUGUGCUGCCACCUUCGAGUUGGUUACGCUCACAAAUAUCGUCAUCUUUAUUGCAUCUUCGCCACUGAAUUUUUCCAGAUAAACUGAUAUUUGAAAAAACAGCUGAGGCUUUGGUCUUUGAAGCCUUUUUAAAUCCUGACACUGCAUUCACCUCUAUUGAAACUUAUCCGUGUUUGUUUUAACCUGAUUCUGGGGUUGUGUUUCUGUAUCUCUGGUUUCACUAGUGUCAAUUAGGGGAAAUGCAGAAACCUCCACAACUUGUUGAUUUUGGUCUAAAGCAGACCUCGCCAAACAUUGGUGCAGGAGUUGUCACAACUGAUAAGCUUGCAUGCACCUAUGACCUUGUUGAACAAAUGCAAUAUCUAUUUGUUCGUGUAGUGAAAGCAAAGGAUUUGCCAGAUAAUAAUACUGAUGGCUGUAAUCCUUAUAUUGAGGUAAAGCUUGGAAACUAUAAGGGAAUAACUAAGCAUUUUGAGAAGUCAUUAAACCCUGAGUGGAAUCAGGUCUUUGCUUUCUCCAAAGAUACAAUUCAAGCUUCGGUUUUGGAGGUCUCAGUGAAAGAUAAGGAUGUUGUUUUAGAUGACUUGAUUGGAAGGGUUUUGUUUGAGCUAAAUGAAAUCCCAAAGCGUGUUCCCCCUGAUAGUCCUUUGGCAACACAGUGGUAUAGAUUGGAAGACCAGAAGGGGGAUAAAAUUAAGGCUGGAGAGCUGAUGUUGGCUGUCUGGAUGGGAACUCAGGCUGAUGAGUCAUUCCCCGAUGCUUGGCAUUCAGAUGCAGCAGCUGUUGGUCCUGAUUGGAUUGCAAGCAUCCGAUCAAAGGUAUAUCUUUCACCUAAGCUUUGGUAUGUUAGGGUCAAUGUGAUUGAAGCUCAGGAUUUGGUACCUGGUGAUGAAACUAGGCUCCCUGAAGCUUUUGUGAAGGUCAUUCGAGGAAAUCAAGCAUUGAGAACUAGAAUUUCCCAAAGUAGGAGUAUCCAUCCAAUGUGGAAUGAAGACUUGAUAUUUGUAGUUGCUGAACCUUUUGAGGAGCAUUUGAUUUUUUCUGUGGAAGACAGAGUAGGACCAAACAAAGAUGAAAUUUUGGGGAGGUGUGUGAUCCCUUUACAUAUUGUGGAGAGGAGGAUAGACCAUAGGCCGGUUAACACUAGGUGGUUUAAUCUCGAAAAGCGUAUUGAAGAAGGCGCACGGGAGCCAAAGUUAAAGUUUGCCAGUAGGAUCCAUUUGAGGAUCUGUUUAGAGGGUGGUUAUAAUGUUUUGGAUGAAUCAUGGCACUAUAGAAGUGAUCUUAGGCCAACAGCAAAGCAGUUGUGGAGGACCAGCAUUGGGAUUUUGGAACUCGGGAUUAUAGGUGCUGUGGGAUUGAAGAAUAUGAAGUCAAAGGAUGGACGAGGAACUGCAGAUGCCUAUUGUGUGGCUAAAUAUGGGAGGAAAUGGGUCCGAACAAGGACAAUUGUUGAUAGCUUGUCUCCGAAGUGGAAUGAACAGUACACUUGGGAGGUUUUUGACCUAUGUACCAGCAUUACAAUAGGUGUCUUUGAUAAUGGUCACAUAUAUGGGAAUGCUGGAGGGGAAGAGGAUAUAAAAAUUGGGAAAGUUCAGAUUCAGCUAUCCACACUCGAAACUGGUAGAGUUUACACAAAUUCAUAUCCUCUUCUAGUUUUACAUUCUUCUGGAGUAAAGAAAAUGGGAGAAGUUCAUUUAAGUAUGAGGUUUACAUGCUUAUCAUUCAUUAAUAUGUUAUCUAGUUAUUCACAUCCAUUGUUACCUAAAAUGCACUACAUCCACCCAUUGUCUGUGAUGCAACUUGAUAACUCGAGGCACCAAACCAUGCAACUUGUCUCCUUGAGCUUGAGCCGAGCUGAGCCACCUCUGAGGAAGGAAGUUGUGGAAAAUAUGCUAGAAGAGCAUUCACAUAUGUGGAGUAUGCGGAGGAGCAAAACUAAUUAUUUCAGAUUUGUGGGUAGGCUAAUUGCUAUUGGAAAGGGGUUUGAUGAUAUAUGCAACUGGAAGCAUCCUUUUACCACUAUUUUAAUUCACAUCGUAUUCAUUUUCUCUGUUCUUCAUCCCAAGCUAAUACCUCCUGCAUUUUUCUUCUGCCUUUCAAUGAUUGGGAUUUGGAACUACUUUUGGAGGCCUAGACACCCUCCUUGGGUGGAGGAUAGUCUGGUAUCUCAUGCUAAUGAUUCACAUAUUGAUGAACUUGACGAAGAAUUUGACACAUAUCCAACUUCCCAGCCAUCAGAUAUCGUUAGAAUGCGAUAUGACCGUCUCAGGAGUUGGGGAGGAAAGGUUUCCACAAUAGCUGAAGACCUGGCAAGUCAAGGGGAAAGAUUUCAGUAUCUGGUACGAUGGAGAGAUCCAAGGGCAACCACUAUAUUCACGAUAUUCUGUUUGAUUGCUGCUGCAUUUUUUUAUUACAUUCCUUUCCGAAUUGUGGUCAUUCUCACUGGCAUUUAUGUAUUAAGACAUCGCUGGUUUCGCAGCAAGCUUCCUCUAAGUCCCCUCAACUUCUUGACUAGGUUGCCUUCAAGAUCUGACUGCUUGCUAUGAACACAAUUCUGGGUCCUUGUUCAGUUCCUGAUCUGUUGCUUAUGUCUGUUUAUGCAGUCAUUGAAGCAAGGCAACAUGUGCCAAUUUCAGGGUCCAAUUUUCAACUUCCAGAGCAUUUUUUUUUUUUUAGCUUGUCCAAAUAUACAAAUUUCGUAAUCCUGCCUACCUUCAGGAGAACAAUCACCUGUAGUUAAAUAUUCUCUUUGGUCAAUUUGGUUUUCAUGUAUGCACUUGAGCAGCUUUCAUUGCCUGUUCUGUGCCUUUCUAGAUUAUACCAAGGCAAAAUAGAAUAAUCGGAUUGUUUGAGACA
Molecule: messenger RNA, 3242 nt
Organism: Jatropha curcas
Lineage: Eukaryota; Viridiplantae; Streptophyta; Magnoliopsida; Malpighiales; Euphorbiaceae
Product: multiple C2 domain and transmembrane region protein 5
Source: RefSeq, a predicted model, not a curated record